This is a messenger RNA of Penaeus indicus, 1486 nucleotides long. Its product is annotated as basic proline-rich protein-like. The transcript is spliced from 2 exons. The record is from RefSeq and is a predicted model, not a curated record. NCBI's taxonomy places the organism in Eukaryota, Metazoa, Arthropoda, Malacostraca, Decapoda, Penaeidae. Bases 338 to 1486 code for a protein of 382 amino acids.
CACCUGCAGUCUCGCUACCACGUCUCUGGUUACAACUCUAGAUGUUUGAAAUAUAUAUUUCGAUGCUUUGGAAACGCUAGAGAACUUUUGUACAAGGCUGGCGUCGAAUCGCUUGGUGGGAGUGGAAAACUGAAUGUUGAGCAUUGUAGAAAACGUUACUGGCAGCCAUGUCAAGCAUGUGUUGGACACUUCUUUAGUUUUUUGUUAGUGCAUCGUAUGUUCUGCGAGGUACGCGCUGUUGCCCCCACGUAACCUUCCUUGGCCAGUAGUGUUGCGUCCGAACUAGGGGAGUGGAACCGGCGGUGUGAGCACCUCCCUGGGGUCGGACACCCGGGCCAUGCAGGACGUACGACACGCGACUGUGGGGGAAACAGACACCGUCGGCAGUGUAAGUGGCCCAGCGGAACCCGCAAGUGAAGUUGAGGGCGGGGGACACCCACCUCCCCCGCCCUCGAUCAAGGACCUGCCGCCGCCCACAAAGGGAACUGUAGAGCCACCUGAGGCACCGGUCCAGGGAGCCAAGAUGCCCGCGAGUCCGCUCAUACCACCGCCGCCUCCGGACCCGACUCUGGGCGAAGUCUCCGGCGAGUCUCAUACUCCAGCCAAAUAUCCCGCGGUUGACCCUGCAGGUCAGCCUCAUGGCAAAAAGAAUGGCUCUGCGGGGCAGCCACAUACGGCAGUACAAGAGACGGUAACCUCAGAAAACCCUCAUUCGAACCCCAACCCAAGCCCUAAUCCAAACCCUAAGCCGAACCCAAACCCUAACCCUGGGCACCACAGGCCUGUUGCAGGACUCCAGCAACAGCCUUAUCGAGUCCAAAGCUCGGCUCAAGCCGCAGGUCCAGCCCCAGGGCAAGCCCAUGCCCAUGCCUCGCCCCCUGUAGGGCAGCAGAUUCCUUUACAGGGACCACCGCCUCCUCGCCAUGGCCUGCCGAUGAUGCCCCCUCGCCCAGGGCCUCCAAUGGCUCAACUUCCUCGCCAUGGGUCACCGCUAGUACACACGCCGCAUCACGUACCCCCCAUGGGAUUGCCGUCCCACCAUAGGCCUCCAAUGGGCCAGCCGCCCCCACCGUCUCCCGUGUUACGGGCCCAUCCGUUUGCCGAACCCACAGCAAGGCCGCCCCGCUUUCAGGAGCCCGUCGUUCGACAGCCGAGCUACCAGGUGCCAAGACCUGGUGGCUCUUCUUACCGCGGUGAGGCACAGAUUCUCUACCAGGAGGAAGUGCCACCCCAGUACCACGAAGAGAGGCUCUCUUACGUCGAGGAGGGGGCGUCCUUCCAGGGAGAAGGGAUGUAUGGGGAGAAGGGCGCGGUUUACGUCGAGGAGGGAGGGUCGCUCACGGAAGAGAGUCCGACGCAGGUCCCAGGCCAGGCGCGACACCCCCGUCGCCAGCCAGGAACUUUGCGUAUAUCCAAAUGGGUGAACCCUAUCCCCGAUGACCCCGAGGACGGUAAGUGUUGCCCUGUGUUAGUUUGCUUUGUUUAA